Messenger RNA from Lotus japonicus, 1601 nucleotides. RefSeq names its product glycosylinositol phosphorylceramide mannosyl transferase 1-like. Gene Ontology annotation, cellular component: membrane. The record is from RefSeq and is a predicted model, not a curated record. The transcript is spliced from 5 exons. Lineage: Eukaryota; Viridiplantae; Streptophyta; Magnoliopsida; Fabales; Fabaceae. Bases 246 to 1253 code for a protein of 335 amino acids. Gene Ontology annotation, molecular function: glycosyltransferase activity.
CAUCAUUUUUCAUGUCUCUCAGAUUCGAAGAACGACGCUUCAACACACCAAAACACACAGCACUGCAUUUUCAGUUUAACCGACUCAUUAGAAACUCGUUUCUUCAUUCCCUGCACCUCCGCCGCACCGGAACAUUUCUCCCCGCUCGAUGAACGGCGCGUCGUCGACUCGCUGCUGAUACGGACGAGUCGACUCGGAGGGUUCGGCUUCGGCUUCCGCUUCCGCGACGAGUCCCCUCGGCGGUGAUGAGAGGGAGCUGCUGCUUCUUCUUCAACCGUCGCACGGAGCAGAGGUUCCGCCUACUCGCGAUCUCCACCGUCAAAUCAGCGAGGAGGAUCAAUCUCUUGCUCUGCUUCUGCAUUGCGUUAACGCUCCUCCUCCUCCUCCUCCUCCUCGCCGCCGCCAAUUCUUCCACCACCGCCAACCGCUCUCGUCCUCAUCCUCGCUUUCCUCUUUCCAGGAAGGGGUAUUCUAUCGUAAUGAACACAUGGAAGAGAUAUGAUCUCUUAAAGCAGUCCAUCACGCAUUAUUCAUCAUGUCCGCGACUUGAAUCAGUACAUAUAGUGUGGAGCGAACCUGACCCUCCUUCUGAUUUUCUUAUUAAAUUUCUAAACCAUGCAAUAGAGUCUGAGUCAACAGAUGGGCGACAUGUCAAAUUAAAAUUUGACAUCAACAUGGAAGACAGUUUGAACAAUAGGUUUAAAGAAGUAAAGGAUUUGGAGACAGAUGCUGUCUUUUCUAUUGAUGAUGAUGUCAUAUUUCCUUGCUCUUCGGUGGAAUUUGCAUUUGAUGUUUGGCAAAGUGCACCAGAUACAAUGGUGGGAUUUGUACCUCGUGUCCAUUGGUUGGAUUCAUCGGAAGGUGAUGGCAAUAAAUUUAGAUAUGGGGGAUGGUGGUCUGUGUGGUGGACGGGUACAUAUAGCAUGGUGCUUUCCAAGGCAGCAUUCUUCCAUAAGAAGUAUUUCAGUCUCUACACAAAUGAGAUGCCAGCAUCAAUAAGAGAAUAUGUAACCACGAAUAGGAAUUGUGAGGAUAUUGCAAUGUCUUUCCUUGUUGCAAAUGCCACUGAUGCACCCCCAAUAUGGGUUAAAGGUAAAAUAUUUGAGAUUGGAUCCACCGGAAUCAGCAGCUUGGGAGGUCACAGUGAAAGAAGAACAGAGUGUGUCAACAAAUUUACUGCUGUAUAUGGACGGAUGCCCUUGGUAUCUACUUCAGUAAAGGCUGUUGAUAGCCGCAACAUCUGGUUUUGGUGACGCCUGGAUUUAGACAUUUUUUGCAGGUUUUAGAAAUUCCACGAUCUUCAAUUAGCUAGUUAAGCUACACGAUUCUUCUUAGUUACACAGAUGUAUAAUAUUCACAUAAAAUUCAUGUAUUUUGAUGGGAUAGAGCUAAUUAGCCACCUAGAUUGAUUUCUUGUAUUCUUUGACAUGUAUUCCUGGGGUUAUUUUUGUCUCACCAUAUAGAAUUUCAGUGUAGAAUCAGGGAAUAGUAAACCCUCAGUCUAGAAACUCCUCCAUAUGAUACUUGUGUUUAGUUGAUGUACUGUCGUAUUCUUCCUUCAACAACUUGCCUCUUUGGAAUAUAUCAGUUCUCUGUGGAUA